AUGUCCAACAAAACAAAGCACAAAUCAAGAACUACACACACUUGGGGAGUGUGGGCCAUCUACAUGGUCUUAGCUGCAACCCUCUCUGAACAGCAAGAGUUGAAGCAGGUGUGUCCUUCAUGUGAUGCCACUCAGCUUUGCAACUGCUCUUCCAGGGGCUUGGACAACAUUCCUCCAGGGCUCACAGCCAGAACCACUGUGUUAGACCUGGCCCACAACAGGAUAAAGCACAUCCAAUCCCAGGACCUGCAGCAGGCUGUGAACUUGAGAAUCCUGCAGCUGCAGUCCAAUGAAAUCAGCUCUAUAGAUGAGGACUCGUUUCAGUCCCUUGUGAAACUGGAGCUCUUGGACUUGUCAAAUAACCACUUGGCUCACUUGUCCCCGGUGUGGUUUGUGCACCUUGUUUCUCUAGAUCAUCUCCAUCUUCAAGGCAAUUUUUACAGAGACCUGGGGGAAAGCUCUCCCUUUUCUAGCCUGAGGAACCUGAGCUCUCUCCACCUGGGCAACCCGCAGUUCUCUGUGAUAAGGCAAGGGAACUUUGAGGGCAUUGAGUUCCUCAAUGAGUUGUGGAUUGAUGGUAGCAAUCUCAAUCAGUAUGAGCAGGGAAGUUUGAAGUCAAUUAAGAAGAUAAAUCACAUGAUCGUAAACAUAAGAAGCAUUAAUAUAUUCUCAGCAAUUGUUAGGGACCUUCUGCAUGCUGUCACUUGGCUGGAAAUCAAAUUAGCUGUUGAAACAAAAAGCUUGGUGCAGAACUCUAUACGUCCCUUUAGGAUACAAAAACUUACAUUUAAAGAUGCUUUGUUCACAGAUAGAUCUAUUAGCCGAAUAAUAAUAUUACUAAAGGCAGUCACAUCUUUACAAGAGUUAGAGGCAAUUGAUUGUGCACUUGAAGGGAAGGGAGAAUGGGACAUUGAAAAAAUUCUAAGCAGUGGGCAAAGUUAUGUUGAAACUAUAUCAAUUAUAAAUAUGAUGAUUCAGAAUUUUCAUUUGUUUAUUGACCUGAAAGGCAUGGAGUCACAAAUAGGCAAACUGAAAAGGCUCACUAUUGCAAGCUCUAGAGUUUUCAUGGUACCAUGCAGUCUUGCACAAAAUUUUAUAUCACUUGUGUAUCUGGACUUCCAUGAUAAUUUGCUUGUAAAUAAUCGUUUAGAUGAGACAAUCUGUGAAGGUGCCUGGCCUUCAUUGCAGACUUUAAAUCUAAGUCAAAACUCUCUAAAAUCUAUGAAACAGACUGCAGAGUAUAUAUCUCGUCUACCAAAACUGAAUAAUCUUGACAUUAGCCAGAAUAAUUUUGGU
Messenger RNA from Acanthisitta chloris (rifleman), 1296 nucleotides. RefSeq names its product toll-like receptor 2 type-1. Gene Ontology annotation, molecular function: protein binding. The record is from RefSeq and is a predicted model, not a curated record. NCBI's taxonomy places the organism in Eukaryota, Metazoa, Chordata, Aves, Passeriformes, Acanthisittidae.